AUGUCCACAGCAGCAUCAUCACCAUCAACACCUACAAAGUCAUCAUCAAAGACUGCCACUACAACUCAAACAUCAUCCAAUUACAAACAUCAGAUACAGGUACUAUAUAAUGAGUUUCAAGAUUGCGUUAGCAAGUUGGAUCACUACUAUUCAGAAUGUGAAUCAGUGUUGAAUAGAUUGAUGAACAGUGUCAACAUGAUGAUUGGAGGUGGAUCAGCGGAUGAUGAUUCUGAAUUAGAUGUCAACAACAACACAUCAUCGUCUUCGUCUUCAUCAUCGUCUACUUCAACAUUAUUAGGUCGUCCUCAAUCAUUAGACAACAAAGACAAUGUCGAAUACAUUCAUUCACAUGUAAAUGAACAGAUUCAACAAUUGAUCGACCAACUCAAUGAACAUGUUGUCAGAGCUAAACAGUUGAUAAGGGACAAUGCUUCAUCAAUCUCUGACCUAAAUUCAUUGGCAUCAAGAGGCAAGACACAAUGUGAAGUGUCCAUUCUUGAUCUAGUCGAGUUCAUGGCCACAACAUACUUUAGUUACGAACAAGAUUUCCAAAUGAAACAAGCACUCUCUGAUGACCUAUCCAACAUCGACAAUCAAACAAUGGCGGUACUCUCCAACACUGUCCUCCUGUGGCAGCACUCUCCACUCAUCAAUAAGUCCAAACUUGCAGCAAUAGUAGACAGACUUGAACUCUUUAACAGUCUGGAGUAG
Molecule: messenger RNA, 711 nt
Organism: Acytostelium subglobosum LB1
Lineage: Eukaryota; Evosea; Eumycetozoa; Acytosteliales; Acytosteliaceae
Exons: 3
Coding region: 1-711 (236 amino acids)
Source: RefSeq, a predicted model, not a curated record